AUGGGAUCAACAAACGAGGAGACUCAAGCCAAGAAGCGCUUGCGUGCGAGACAGAGCUGCGAUUCUUGCCGACAACGAAAGACACGAUGCAAUGCCGACGAUACCUUUCCUUGCAGCACAUGCACCAGCCUUGGUGUCGAUUGCCAUUUGUCCAAGCGAAGGAAACGAGGUCCUAUGCCAGCAGCCUAUGUCGAAGCACUCGAGGAUCGUAUCAAGCGUUUGGAACAGACAUUAUCACAUCAUGGCAUGAGCGAAUGCAGUGAUACUGGCGGCGAUGGCCAACAAGCAUCUUUAUCAUCAUCUUCAUCACCUUCAUCGAGUCGAUCAGCAUCUUCAUCACCUGCUGCUGCAAAUGCCACCGAGAUUUUGAGCCAUUACAAUACGACGCUUUAUAUUGGACGUAGCUCUGGAUAUUAUACGCUUGAUCAGGAGGCCUUUGCUACCGACAGACGACGUGAUACCGAUUGUGAAGUCGAGAAAGCUGGCAAUGAUGAGCAAGACGACCAUCUCCUUUUGACAUCUGAACAACCUAGCUCCGAUCCUGCACCCUCACGUCGUAGUGGUGAAAAAGGAGGAUCCAUCCCUUCAUGCCGUCAACGUCGUUUUGAGCCAUUCAAGGAUAUACCCAAUAUGACCGUGGGUCUUGCAGACGCUCUCAUUGAAUUGUACUUCCGUUAUAUUCAUCCUACGGCACCAUUCAUCAACAAGAUCGCCUUUCUCGAACAAUAUUACUUUCAAAAUCCACAACUUCCAGACAAGUACCUGCUAUACUCGGUGUGUUCGGUUGCUGGAAAGUACUUGGCAAAGGAGAAAGAGAUGCUUGCCAAGCACAACAUAUCAGUGGAGACAAUGUACGCUUUGAAUCAGCAACUUUAUGCAAGAGCAGAGAAGGUGCUAGAGACUGUAUUUCGAAGAUCCAGUAUAAAUACAGUAUCCGCGCUUAUAUUAUUGGCAUCGUUUUCUCCAACGAAUGACCAGGCGGAGCAAGAUGACGAUAGGCUACAAUGGUUCAUGGUUGGCACAGCUCAGGAUUUAGGACUUCAUCGAAGUUCCACGCGAUGGCGCCUACCUGAACAUGAAAUUGAAUUACGACGACGCGUAUGGUACAGCGUAUAUGGGGUUGAUCGAGAAAUGUCUGCUUCACUGGGAAGGCCGUUGACAAUCUUGGAUGGUGAUUUUGAUGUCGAGAUGCCGUCGCCCUACGAAAUAGGCUCGAGCUAUGAUCGUGAUACGCGGGAUGUGGAUGAUGAUGAGCCUGUUCCAAAGAUCUUAUUGGAAGCAGAGAGAGAUUUACAAGAAAAGCGACCCAUAUAUGGCAUAUUUUCCUAUUACAUUCCUUGCUCUCGAAUGUUCGGUCGAGUUCUUGGCGAACUUUAUUCAACAAACGUGCCGUCGAUUGAAGUGGCCAAAAAGCUUUCGGAUGAGGUGGAUGUAUUGAGCGAACGUACCUCGAAGGAUCUGUCAGCUGUAACAACUCAUGAUCUUGAUCCUGCCAACUUUGAAUUCAUGAUAGCGUAUCACCAAUUCCUCAAAUUGAUAAUCCAUCGCUGUUUUAUUUCGGAUCGCGACGUGAACAAUAUCGACUUUGCAUUGCAUUCGCUUAGUGUAUGCACGCUAUCAGCCAUUUCAAUCAUCGAUAGUGUGGAGAAGAUGGAAGCAAUUGGACCAAGUAGUAUGCCCUGGAGUUAUAUAAGCUAUGUCAUUUUCCAAACAGCCAUCAUCUUUCUAUUCCACGCUAAAAGUGACAACAAUUUCCUUCGACAGCUGGGAGCCAGAAACCUUGCACGAUGCGCAAACAUUUAUUUGAAUGAUGAGGAAUUACGUGAUAGCCGGCCGGCGAAGAUGCUCAUGUCGUUAGCUGCAAAGUAUUCGGUUGCCAUGGAAAGUAGUAGCAAUGAUCCAGAAGUUUUGGCGACAACAACCCAACAGGACCAUGCUUUGCUUGAAUCUGCUGCUGCCUCUGCUGCUAAUGCUAGUGGCCAACAUGAAUCAGCUCCUCCUGCCAUUAAUCAAAACCUACCACCCAAUGCUACAAGUGAUAUGCCUUACUCAGCACCACCAGCAAUGUCCAUGCAAACUUAUCCAUCUUAUGCACCAUCACCUCUCGCAACUAUGGAUUCCAGUCAACAGCAACCUCCUUCAUCUGUCAUGGUUUCCACCCAACACCAACCGCCGAUGCAUUUGACAGCUGUUCCCACUGACGAGUUUAAUACGAUCGAUGUACAAUUCGAUGCUGCUGGUUUGUCAUCUGAAUUGGCGCUUUGGGAAUUCCCGACAGCAAUGACAUGGAAUGAGUGGGAUCCAUAUUUGUAA
Lichtheimia ornata is the source of this 2313-nucleotide messenger RNA. RefSeq lists its product as uncharacterized. Bases 1 to 2313 code for a protein of 770 amino acids. The record is from RefSeq and is a predicted model, not a curated record. Gene Ontology annotation, biological process: regulation of DNA-templated transcription; DNA-templated transcription. Gene Ontology annotation, molecular function: zinc ion binding; DNA binding; DNA-binding transcription factor activity, RNA polymerase II-specific. The transcript has 8 exons. Lineage: Eukaryota; Fungi; Mucoromycota; Mucoromycetes; Mucorales; Lichtheimiaceae.